This is a messenger RNA of Siniperca chuatsi (mandarin fish), 3036 nucleotides long. RefSeq names its product cholinergic receptor, muscarinic 5b (gene chrm5b). NCBI's taxonomy places the organism in Eukaryota, Metazoa, Chordata, Actinopteri, Centrarchiformes, Sinipercidae. Gene Ontology annotation, cellular component: dendrite; plasma membrane; synapse. Gene Ontology annotation, molecular function: G protein-coupled serotonin receptor activity; G protein-coupled acetylcholine receptor activity. Gene Ontology annotation, biological process: chemical synaptic transmission; adenylate cyclase-inhibiting G protein-coupled acetylcholine receptor signaling pathway; G protein-coupled receptor signaling pathway, coupled to cyclic nucleotide second messenger. Bases 1131 to 2648 code for a protein of 505 amino acids. The transcript is spliced from 2 exons. The record is from RefSeq and is a predicted model, not a curated record.
UGCAUUUCCUCUCUGAUGAAGACAUACAGCUGUAAGCACUGCUGAUACAAAGGCAAACAGUCGGCCUUUUCUGAACUGCUGCUGCUGACACCCACAUCGACUCCUCCUCCGGCUCCUCCCUCUCCUCUGCUUCAUCCUACUCCUCCACCUCCUCACCUCUUCCUCCCUCCUCUUACAUGUUGCUCAGUGCUGUGAUACAGGAUAAGGCUUCCGGCCGUGUGGGAAUUUCUCCUAAUAGUGGCUCACGGUUGAAUGUGCGUGUUGGUGAGGAUGUUAGUGCGUACAAGCAGCUUUAUCAGACGCAGAAAGCAGAAGGCAGGUAGGAGAAAAAAAAGUCAUUCAAUCAGUGCAGCCUCAAGGAUCGAAGAAGCUUUAUACUCCGCUUUCCUUGCCAGUGGAGUUGCUCAAACUUUGCAGAAAGAGUGAGAACAUGCUGCUUUCAUCGAUUUCGCAAAAGAUGUUGAGCUCACGAGUUUAUCUUCGGUGAAAAAGAAAAAGCUUUGAUGAGAUCUUCUCUUGAUUAUCACUUCUGAGGACCAGGAGCCGUUUCCAGUAAUUCACCCCUCUGUGAAAAAGGUCUGUACAGGACCAACGAGGCACCCAAGCUGGUCUGUCACAUGGACAUUGACACUGAACAGCUGUUGCGUUUCCCAUCUUGUCUCAGAAAGAGACUGGACCGUUUAGGAGCUAUACAGUACCACAUGACGAUGCUGAAAAACUUGUUUGCAUCAAAGUACCUCGUACUUAGCAACUGAUGAGGAUGAGAGACGGUGUGAUGACCUACCUGUAUUUGACAAGUGUGUUUUUCACCUCGUUGGAGAGAGGAGCACAGAGGGAAAAAAGUCAGCAAGAGGGAACAGGGGAGGGGAAGAGCGAGUCAGCAAGGGAAGGUGUGAAGCAAACGCUGUGAGAGGGAAACAGAGAGAAGACGUGCAGAGCUGAGAAAGACACAGGGAGAAGAAACUCUACCAGACUGAAGAAUGAGUAAAGGAAAAUCAGCAUAUCAAAGAGCUGGUGAAACGCCCAUUUAACGCUGGAGGAUCGUUUUGUCAGAGCUAUACAGAGAAAACUCUUAAUGGAGCUGCAAAAGGGCACCUCUCUCUGAUAACACAGACAGAUAACACAGCACCAUGGAUGUACAUCCUCCAAACAGCACUUUUGCCAACACAUCACAUGUCCAUGCGGCUCCCCACAGCCUUUGGGAGGUUAUAACCAUCGCUACAGUGUCGGCCAUUGUCAGCUUGAUAACUAUUGUUGGUAACGUGCUGGUGUUGCUGUCCUUCAAAGUCAACAGCCAGCUGAAGACUGUAAACAACUACUACCUACUGAGUUUGGCUUUCGCCGACCUCAUCAUAGGAGUGUUGUCCAUGAACUUAUACACCACAUACAUCCUGAUGGGUUACUGGUCCUUGGGAAACCUUGCAUGUGAUCUUUGGCUAGCAGUGGAUUAUGUAGCCAGCAAUGCUUCAGUUAUGAACUUACUCGUCAUCAGCUUUGACAGAUACUUCUCCAUUACAAGGCCGCUGACUUACAGGGCUAAAAGGACUCCAAAGAGAGCUGCCAUCAUGAUAGGCCUUGCAUGGCUGGUGUCUUUUGUCCUCUGGGCACCACCCAUUCUGUGCUGGCAGCACUUUGUAGGUGAGAGAAAAGUGCCUCUGGACCAGUGCCAGAUCCAGUUUUUAACAGAGCCUGUGAUCACAUUUGGGACGGCCAUUGCUGCUUUCUACAUCCCUGUCUCUGUUAUGACCAUCCUUUACUGUCGGAUCUACAAGGAGACGCAGAGACGGACCAAAGAUCUAGCAGAGCUGCAAGGGCUCGCAACAGAAAAUGUCCUAGAGGGCACUAAACCUCAGAAAACUAUCAUUCAUUCUUGCUUUCAUUUCACCAGAGAGAGGAGAGACCGGAGUCAGGCCUCCUGGUCCUCAUCUAACCAAAGUAAUGCCACUAAAACUACCAUUAGAUCAGAUGAGGCAUGGGCGAAAGCAGAUCAGAUCACUUCGUUUAACAGCUACACCUCAUCUGAAGAGGAGGAGCAUCAUGUUUCUAUAGAAACCCCACAGGGAUCUUUCAAAGAGCAAGGUAGUGGUAGUAAGAACGGGCAGGUGACUGAUUAUACAGAAGAUCAGUAUUUUUCCACUCCUCAAAAGAAGAAUAGUAAAAAGCACAUCUCUUAUAAGUUCAAACCUGGCUCAAAGGGUAAAAACGGCAACCCUACACCCUGCCUGCCUGAAGCAGAGCAGCCCACCAAAAACGCCUCCCCUUCCUCCUCCACCACCUCCAAACCCAUGGACCCCGUCCUGAAGAACCAGAUCACCAAGAGGAAGAGGAAUGUGCUGGUGAAGGAGAAGAAGGCGGCCCAGACUCUCAGUGCCAUCCUCCUGGCCUUCAUCCUCACAUGGACGCCAUACAACAUCAUGGUGCUCAUCUCCACUUUCUGUGCCGAGUGCAUCCCUACGUCCCUGUGGCACCUGGGCUACUGGCUGUGCUACGUCAACAGCACCAUCAACCCCAUGUGCUACGCCCUCUGCAACAAGACCUUUCAGAAGACCUUCCGCAUGCUUCUGCUCUGCCAGUGGAGGAGGAGGAGAGGCGAGGACAAGCUGUACUGGUGUGGACAAAACCCAAACGCCAACAAUAAAAUGACUUGAUGUGGAACUGCAAUAGUAGAGCAGACGUAUUGCUUUUGCCCACAUGUGGAUUUUCUUGAUAUAUAAUCUAGUCAGUGGUCAUCUUCAGCAUGAAGUGCUGCAUGUGAUUUUUGUGUUAAAGUACAUGUUGUUGGAAAAUGAGCUGAGCCUGAUGCAGAACUGCUGUUCCAGAUUAUUACAGAAAAAAAAAUCUCAUGAAGGUGGCUAAACAUUUUUACUAAGGUUAAAGGUUAAAGAAUGGGUUCAGAGUAUUUCAAGGCUAUCUUAAAGGGGAACUCCACUGAUUUUACACAUCAAAGUCUGUUUACAGGUAUUGGGAAGUGCUACUGCAUGUGUGAAAAAGGUGUAUUAAGCCUUUCGUGGCUCCAGAGGGAGCUGUGUGAAGUCU